AUGGCUAAACCUCCGUCCUUCGGCUGCUGCUUCUUCCUCUUGUUCUUCUUCUUCUUCUCAUCCUCUUCCUUUGCCCUAACCGAUACAGAAGCUUCAUUCAUCGCGCAGCGACAGCUCUUGACAUUUCCAAAACACGGCGACUUUCCUAUUGAUAUUGAAUACGAGGUUGAUCUCAAGGUUACAUUCGCAAACACCAGGCUUAAGAGAGCUUACAUAGCUCUUCAGGCUUGGAAAAAAGCGAUAUUCUCGGACCCGUUCAACACCACAGGAAACUGGCAUGGCCCGCACGUGUGCGGCUACACCGGUGUGGUUUGUGCACCGGCUCUUGAUGACUCCGAGAUCACGGUUGUAGCCGGUGUUGACCUCAACGGAGCGGAUAUCGCAGGGCAUUUACCUGUUGAGCUUGGUUUGAUGACGGAUGUUGCUAUGUUCCAUUUGAAUUCGAACCGGUUUUGUGGGAUCAUUCCUAAAAGCUUUGAGAAGCUUACGCUGAUGCACGAGUUUGAUGUUAGCAAUAACCGUUUCGUUGGACCGUUCCCUUACGUCGCCCUCUCUUGGCCUGAUGUUAAAUAUUUCGACCUUAGGUUCAACGAUUUCGAAGGUGAAGUCCCUCAUGAGCUUUUCAAGAAAGAACUCGACGCCAUUUUCUUGAACAACAAUAGAUUCACCUCGGUGAUUCCCGACUCUCUUGGGGAAUCUCCGGCCUCGGUUGUGACUUUCGCUAACAAUAAAUUCACCGGAUGUAUCCCUAAAAGUAUCGGAAACAUGAAGAACCUCAACGAGAUUGUCUUUAUGGACAAUGGUUUGGGAGGUUGUUUCCCGUCCGAAAUCGGAAAGUUAUCGAAUGUAACGGUUUUUGAUGCGAGCAAGAACUCGUUCGUGGGUCGUCUACCGACUAGCUUUGUCGGGUUAACGGCAGUGGAGGAAUUCGAUAUCUCAGGGAAUAGACUCACCGGAUUAGUAGCGGAUAACAUUUGUGGUUUGCCUAAUUUGGUGAACUUCACUUAUUCCUACAAUUACUUCAAUGGACAAGGUGGUUCGUGUGUUCCAGGUACUGGCAAGGAGAUUGCAUUGGACGAUAUUCGUAAUUGCUUGCCUAAUCGACCUGAGCAACGAUCUGCCAAGGAAUGUGCGGCAGUGAUCAGCCGCCCGGUUGAUUGUAGCAAGGACAAAUGCGCUGGUGGUGGCGGUACUCCAUCGAGACCAUCUCCGGUUCACAAACCAUCGCCGGUUCACAAGCCAUCGCCGGUUCCAACUACGCCGGUACAUAAGCCAUCGCCGGUUCACAAGCCAUCGCCGGUUCCAACUAUGCCGGUUCACAAGCCAUCGCCGGUUCCAACUACGCCGGUUCACAAGCCAUCACCGGUUCCAUCUACGCCGGUUCACAAGCCAUCACCGGUUCCAUCUACGCCGGUUCACAAGCCAUCGCCUGUUCACAAACCUCAGACACCGAAAGAGUCACCGCAACCAGAUGAUCCUUAUGAUCAGUCUCCGGUGAAGAAACGACGCAGUCCUCCUCCUCCAGCUCCCGUGAACUCUCCACCUCCACCUCCUCCACUAGUGCACUCUCCACCACCACCUCCUCCACCAGUCCACUCUCCACCACCGCCGGUUCACUCUCCGCCACCGCCAGUCCACUCUCCCCCACCACCCGUCUUUUCACCACCACCUCCAAUCUACUCUCCACCACCGCCACCACCUGUACAUUCUCCGCCGCCACCAGUCCAUUCACCGCCGCCACCUGUCCACUCGCCACCACCACCACCAGUUCACUCACCUCCGCCACCGGCCCACUCACCACCGCCACCGGCACCUAUUCACUCACCGCCGCCACCACCACCCGUGUUUUCUCCUCCAGCUCAUCCGCCAAAGUCCAGUUCACCACCACAAACACCAGUGCAACCGUCACCAUCGCCAACGGUCUUUUCUCCACCGCCGUCGCAAUCUCCACCAGUAGUCUACUCUCCUCCACCAAGACCGCCCAAGACCAACUCCCCACCACUCCAGUCACCACCGCCAGCUCCGGUGGAAAAGAAGCAGACGCCGUCGGCACAGGCACCAACUCCAAGUGACGAAUUCACCAUACCAACCUUUAUCGGUCACCAAUACGCAUCACCACCACCUCCAAUGUUCGCGGGCUACUAA
Thlaspi arvense is the source of this 2145-nucleotide messenger RNA. The record is from the annotation of a GenBank genome assembly. Lineage: Eukaryota; Viridiplantae; Streptophyta; Magnoliopsida; Brassicales; Brassicaceae.